Aplosporella prunicola CBS 121167 is the source of this 1228-nucleotide messenger RNA. RefSeq lists its product as uncharacterized. The record is from RefSeq and is a predicted model, not a curated record. Gene Ontology annotation, molecular function: glutathione transferase activity; glutathione peroxidase activity. Gene Ontology annotation, cellular component: peroxisome; mitochondrion. NCBI's taxonomy places the organism in Eukaryota, Fungi, Ascomycota, Dothideomycetes, Botryosphaeriales, Aplosporellaceae. Bases 58 to 744 code for a protein of 228 amino acids. The transcript has 6 exons. Gene Ontology annotation, biological process: glutathione metabolic process.
AGCCUGCCCUCUGGAACACGCUCCCACAAUCCCGAGCUGCCAUAAAUAACCGACAGGAUGGGAGGCAAAAUUGAUGUGUAUCUGGAUUGCGUGUCACCUUAUUCAUACUAUGCACUCCUUCAUCUUUUGAGGAACAGGGAGGUAUUGGCCUCUCAUGGGGUUGAGCUUGAAUUUCACCCGGUAUUUCUUGGGGGCAUAAAUGUAGGGAGUGGAAACAAGCCUCCAUGGACUCUGCCAGCCAAGGCUAAAUAUGGCAAAUUUGACCAUGAGCGAGCCAGGGAUUAUUUCGGUUGUCCUGAUAUCCAGACACCUUCGUUUUUCCCCAUUGUCUCGUUGCUCCCUCAGAGGGCCAUGACCUAUAUAAAGUUCUCCACCUCCAUACCUCAAGAAAAGUACAUUGCCAGCUUCCGCGAGUUAUGGAUUGCACUUUGGGAGCAGCAAAUGGAUCUCAGCAAACCACAAUGCUUAGUGGAAACACUGCGACGUCAAUUCUCCGCUGAGGAGGUUGAAAAGAUUAUGGAAGCUACCAAAACCCAAGAAAUCAAACAGAAGCUCAUCGACACAACGCAGCAGGCACUCGACCGAGGAGCGUUUGGAUGUCCAUGGUUUUGGGUCCGAAAUGAAAAGAACGAAGAGGAGCCUUUCUUUGGAAGUGAUCGUUUUCAUUUCAUGUGGCGAUUUCUAGAUCUACCUUGGAGGGACAUCGAGAUCGUAGCGAAGAGCAAGGGAAAGGCAAAGAUCUGAGACGCGGCCGAAAACAUGGAUCCACUGUGGCGACCAGCAUACCGGAGACUUUCCGUCAGGUUUCUGUCUCCUGACCCUUAGCGUUUGACAGAAAACGUCGAGGGGCUCUUCAGGCAGUACACGAAACCUUGUCUCGGGAGCUCGGGAAAGAUCCGACACACGGAAGCUAUAUUGCCUGGAAUCGGGAGUUCUUGGGAAAUCCAUGGAUCUGAGUUGUGUCAGGCCGAAACUCUGUAGUAUGGCAGAUAUUGCUCUCGGUAAAGGACUGGCAAUUGGAGCCAGGGUAUCGCAGACAGCAGACUACUGACUUUAACCGCGUUGGCCCUAGCCUGCAUGCCACUGUGGCCGUUGAAGUUAUUCGCACUACGCUGCAGCUGUAAAGUAUGGUAGCCUAACGGGCCAGCCCGGCGCAGGCACCGCCAGACUUAUCAGUGCAAGAGCAAUGAUGCAAGCCACCAGCACCCCCUUGAACAUAUAUCGCGAC